UUUAAAUACCCCUUCAUAUUCCAAUGGAAAGCAUGGGAAAGACUUCCAGGUUCCACAACAGCUGUUUAUGGGAGUGUUUGUGUUGACGAAAAUUCCUCUGCAUUUCUGAGUCUCUUUUUCUUGCAAUUCGUGGUGAAAUCUGUGAAAUGAAUACCCAGGCUGAGGAUGAUGAUUACUGGGACAAGUCAGAUAGCAAAGCAUAUAAUUUCGAUGAUGAUGAAGUGAGUAAUAUCUCAGAAGUGAGCUACGAAGACUUCCCGCAGAGCGACUUUCCUCUGAAUCUCCUCAUCUCUGACCAUGACCUACAAAUGGUCUUGGAUGAACAGUCCAGGAAGGAUACUUUGCCUAUAAAAUUCACACAGGACGAGGAAUUGCGCUUCCUCCGGAACAAAUUCCAGGAAGAACGCUAUCCUCCUCCGGCAUCUGUGAUAGUAUCUCGCCUCUUAAUUGGUCGACCUGUGAGUCUGGAAGUGUACAGGAGUUUAGCUCAGAAAACUGAACUCUUAGACGAGGCAAUAGCUUCAGGAAAUGGAGAUGCAAUUCUCCGGAUUGUUCUCUUCCUGAGUCGAAGUCUGAAGAAGAAAAUCCUCUAUCAGCUGCUACAGAAUCGCCCUGAGGCUGUCAAUCACUACAUCAACUACCUCAGUACACGUCUGCAAGUCUCGGAAUGCGUGGACUUGUGGACAAUUCUCGGGAAGCAACAGGAGGCAGCGAUGUUUCAAUACCGCCUCGCUGUGACCACGUCAAAUGUCGAUUUGAAGAGGAGGAAGCUAGCAAAAGUCCACAGUGAUUAUUUCCUUCAGCCCGGAGCCUCUCAGUUCCACGCGAGAUUCCUCGCUGACCAGCUAAAUUUGCUGGAAUGGCAAUCUGCGGAGGAUAAGUCCCUCCUGGAUAAACCCGUCUUAGAGUCUCUCUAUCGUGUCUGUCAGAGGCACAAAUGGUCAGACAAUAAAUCUCCAAGCCCAGGAAAUCCCUACAACUUUGCAAAAGCCUAUCAGAUAAGUGCCUCGCAAUUUGAGUGGAUUGCACUGAAUGAGAGAGCAAGGAGCAAAGCUUGGAAGGAUCUCGAUGGACUGUUCGAGAAGAAGACCUUCAUUAAGGCAAGUUUCGCCAUCAACAUUCCCCUGGACAAGGUAAUUCUCAGGCUGCAUGAGCUUGAAGCUCCAUUUCCGGUCUUGAACACAUUCCUCGGCAAAAUAGAUGAUACCCAGAAGAGGCUGUCCCUGGCCAGGAAAGUCGGUGCUGUCAGGAGCGUUAUUGACUGUCUGGUGGCGAUGAAAGACAAGGCUGAACUUGUGAACUUGAGGAAUGGUCUUGUGGAAGGGACUCCUGAGAGAUUCUACGCUGAAAACUGCCUGGAAAGUCUGAAUAGCAAAUGGAAGGCUGAGAGCAUAAAAGUGUCCAUCAAGAAAUGACCUCCGGAGCCCUCGAAAGAAAUUGUGAUUUCUCCAAAUUUAUUUGCUGCUGAAUUUUGAUGAUGAAUUACAUAUUUUUGCAAAGUGACACUGUAA
Molecule: messenger RNA, 1511 nt
Organism: Phlebotomus papatasi
Lineage: Eukaryota; Metazoa; Arthropoda; Insecta; Diptera; Psychodidae
Gene: Vps16B
Product: vacuolar protein sorting-associated protein 16B
Exons: 3
Coding region: 147-1415 (422 amino acids)
Biological process (GO): intracellular protein transport; vacuolar transport
Cellular component (GO): cytoplasm
Source: RefSeq, a predicted model, not a curated record